AGGGGGGCUGUCCAAUCGGCAAGAUGGGCUUUUACAUCAGUUCCCUCUCCAGGCCUCCCUACGGCAACAGGGUCCAAAUGGACACGCGCCCUCCCGUCAAGCGUUACCAGGCAGCGCCCAGCUACAACUACCGGUGGACGGAACUGCACUACGAAGCCAGCCGGGGCAACACGGAGAAGCUGAGGCAACUCCUGGAAACCACAGGCAGGGAGCUGGUGGACAGGAAGGAUUAUUAUGGCAAGACGCCGCUCUACUGGGCCGCCUACAAAGGGCAGAGGCGUUCCGUGGAGCUGCUGCUGGAACAUGGGGCCAACGUCAACACAUGCUGUAAACACGGAGGGACCCCCCUCCACGCUGCCAUCGGCCUCUUCCCAGACUGCACCCUGCUGCUGAUCCAGCAUGGUGCAGAUGUGAACCUGCAGGAUAACUGGGGAGUGACCCCCAUGUACUUGGCUGCGUGCAGCGGACAGACGGAAUGCAUCCGGUUGCUGGUACAAGCAGGUGCCUGCAUCUCCUACAGGAACAAGAGAACUGGAGCCCCUCCCAAGCGCCUUGUCUCGCAGCCUGCCCUGAUCUCCUGGAUGGAGUCUUGCCGCCGGCAGCCGAGUUCCCUCAAGCACCUCAGCCGCCUCUCUAUCCGGACAGCUCUGGGCCACAGGAGGCUCCAUGCCAUCCGGGACUUUGACCUUCCUCCGCCGCUGAAGCAGUACCUGAUGUUUGAGGACCUGACUUUGCCGGACAAGCUGUAGC
Euleptes europaea (tarantolino) is the source of this 750-nucleotide messenger RNA. RefSeq names its product ankyrin repeat and SOCS box protein 8-like. The record is from RefSeq and is a predicted model, not a curated record. The transcript is spliced from 4 exons. NCBI's taxonomy places the organism in Eukaryota, Metazoa, Chordata, Lepidosauria, Squamata, Sphaerodactylidae. Gene Ontology annotation, molecular function: protein binding. Gene Ontology annotation, cellular component: nucleus; cytoplasm. Gene Ontology annotation, biological process: intracellular signal transduction. Bases 24 to 749 code for a protein of 241 amino acids.